AUGGCUCUCUUACUUAGGGAGUUUGUAAGGAUGACCACGGAGAUGAUUGCAAUGAGGGCGGAUGUGGGAAGUAUCAAUGUUAGGUUGGCAAAUGUGGAGCAAACAAGGUAUGAAGAUAGGGGAGGUCAAGACCGCAACUUGCAUACUAUCAAGGUGGAACUUCCCAAGUUCAAAGGUGGGAGUGACCCGGAAGAGUUCUUAGAAUGGAAAUUGCAAAGCGAGAGGAUCUUCCUUACUAACAACAUCUCGAAUGUGUUGAAAGCAAAGCAUGAUCUCACCCAAUUUGAAGGGUAUGCAUCCACUUGGUUGGAAUCCAAAAAACGUAAGAGAGCUCAAUGGCAUAUAUAUGAUGUGCCAACUUGGCAAGAGUUGAUUGAGCUCAUGGAAGCAAGGUAUGUAACACCCGACUAUUAUCAAGGUGUUAUCAAAAGAGUAUACAUGUUGAGGCAAGGUAGUAAGAGUGUGGAAGAAUACUUCGAUGAGUUUGAGAACUUGAGGUUGAAAUCCAAGAUCGAAGAGCACUUGAACUACACGGUGAUCCGAUUUGUGGCCAAUUUGAACCAUGAUAUCUCCAAACCCAUGAGGCCUCAUUUCUAUACCACACUUGAGGAAGCAUUUCAUGAUGCAACUAAGGUUGAAGCGGAUUUGAAAGCGGAGAAAUCUUACAAGGCUAAGAAUGUGUCAUCCUUAUCAUGGAGCAAGAAUAGAUGGGAAAAGGCUAAGAUCACUACUCCAACUCCUCAAGCCAAGUUCGACUACAAAGCCAAGGGUGAAGACAAGGCUAAAGGAGGUAACAAUGCUAAACAUAACCUUUCUCAUCCUUCUACUAUUCAAUGUUUCAAAUGUCAAGGUAGGGGACACAUUGCAAGUGAAUGUCCUAAUAGAAGGGCAAUUGUGGUCAUGCUUGAUGGUUAUCGAACCGAUGGAGAGGAAGAGGGUGGUGGAGGAGGUAGUGAUGGUGAACCGAAAGGUGAACAUGAGAGAGAAUUUGAAGAGGAGGAUGAUGAACGGCAGCUAGAGGACAAUAUUAAUUUGGCUUGUGUGUUGCGAAGGAUCAUGGGAGCAAUGAAUAGAGAGGAACUUGAUCAAAGGGAAAACCUCUUCCAUACUCGAUGCAAAAUCAUGGAUAAGGUGUGCUUUUCGAUCAUUGAUGGUGGUAGUUGCACAAAUGUGGUGAGCAUGACAUUGGUUGACCAUAUGAAAUUUCCCACAAGGAAACAUCCUAGCCCCUACAAGCUUCAAUGGUUCAAUGAUUAUGGAGAAGUGAGGGUCACGAAGCGAGUUGUAGUGAAGUUUAGCAUUGGCAAGUACCAAGAUGAAGUCUUAUGUGAUGUGGUGCCAAUGCAAGCAUGUCAUAUGUUACUUGGGAGACCAUGGCAAUUUGAUAGGGAUGCUCAACAUAGUGGAAGAUCUAACAAGUAUUCCCUCGUCUUUGGGGGUAGAAAGCAUACUCUUACCCCAUUGACACCCGAUCAAGUGAGUAAGGACUAUAGAAUCAUGAAAGAACUCCGAAAGAGAGUGCAAAAUGAAGAGGUUGAAAAGGAGUCCUUACUUAGCCAAGAGGGUCAAGAG
Lycium ferocissimum is the source of this 1572-nucleotide messenger RNA. RefSeq lists its product as uncharacterized. The transcript is spliced from 2 exons. The annotation marks the transcript as partial. Gene Ontology annotation, molecular function: zinc ion binding; nucleic acid binding. NCBI's taxonomy places the organism in Eukaryota, Viridiplantae, Streptophyta, Magnoliopsida, Solanales, Solanaceae. The record is from RefSeq and is a predicted model, not a curated record.